Messenger RNA from Arxiozyma heterogenica, 495 nucleotides. RefSeq lists its product as uncharacterized. The transcript has a single exon. NCBI's taxonomy places the organism in Eukaryota, Fungi, Ascomycota, Saccharomycetes, Saccharomycetales, Saccharomycetaceae. Bases 1 to 495 code for a protein of 164 amino acids. The record is from RefSeq and is a predicted model, not a curated record.
AUGCGUAUCAAUUUAGACAAUAUUUAUCCUACACAUGACGGCCUUAUUCUAAAAUUAAAUGAAACAUGUCCUAAGGAACAACAGACAAAGGAUCUGCAAUUAAAUAAAGACUAUUCUAAGUUAAUAUAUGUCAACAAUGAAAUACCUGUUGGCUAUAUAAAUUGUGAUUUAAUCACCAACAGAAAGUCAGAUAAUGGGAUAUAUGUUUAUUCCAUAGUAUUACUGUCCAAUUAUCAAGCUGUUACUGAUCUAAAUAUUUUUAAUUAUAUAUUAGAUUAUAUCAUUGAUUUGGCCAAAACCAAUCAUCAACGCUAUAUUACUUUAUAUUUACCAUGGGAUUAUGAUACCAACCCCGUAAAAUCAUCCUUUAAUGAAGUUGUUAGAUGGUUCAUAGACCACGGAGACUUCAAACCUCUAUUUGAGAAUAGUUUAGAACCCAAUGAACUAGAUGACUGUAGUGGAGCUCAAAAAAUAAUUUUAAGAAGACAAUUAUAA